UUUAUCCUUUCACUCUCUUUUCUUUCAUCCACAUCUCUCUCUCUAUUUACUCCCCACUACUUAAAUUAUCUCUAACAAAAUAUUCAAAAAAUUACUUAAAAUUUUGUAAUUAAUUUAUUUGAAAAAUAUGAUGAUGGAAUUUGAAGAUGACCAUGAAGAAGACCAAGAAGAGGAAGAAGAAGAAGAAUCCGAAAUGGCAAUUACUUCAACUUUCCAAAAACAACAAAACUUAACGCCGUCAGGUAACGUUAGGUAUCGUGAGUGCUUAAAAAAUCACGCCGUUGGAGUUGGAGGUUUAGCCGUUGACGGAUGUGGUGAGUUUAUGGCAGCAGGAGCAGAAGGAAGUAUAGAUGCGUUAAGAUGCGCAGCUUGUAACUGCCACCGUAACUUCCACCGCAAAGAAUUCUCUCCGCCGGAAAAAAUUUUAAUCCCUCCCCCUCCCCAACUCAAUAACAACCAACUCACACUCUACUCACCUAGGCCCCACCACCCACAUCAAAUCUACCAAUUAUACCCUUACAACAGGACAACACCACCUCCAGGUUUAGGGUACCAACACCUCCACGUGACGGCCGCACAAAGGCCAAUGAAUUUAGGUUCUCCAACAGAAGUGAGGAACAUGCAGCAUGGACAACAACAGAAACAAGAAAUGAUAAUGGGUGAUGAAACGGCGACAGGUGUCGGAACAAUGAAGAUGAUGACGUCACCAGGAGGCGGAGGAGGAGGUGGUUCCUAUAGUUCGGGGAAGAAUAAGAGAUUUAGGACGAAAUUUACACAAGAACAAAAGGAUAAGAUGUUGGAAUUAGCAGAGAAAUUAGGAUGGAAGAUUCAGAAAGAAGAUGAAAAUGUUGUACAGCAAUUCUGUAAUGAAACUGGGGUUAAACGUCAUGUUCUUAAGGUUUGGAUGCAUAACAAUAAACAUACUCUUGGUAAGAAACCCUAGCUAGCUAAUUACCUACCUUUAGUUACCUUUGCUUCAUUUUUUAAUUUAAUUACUCUAAUUAAUUUUAACUUAGUAUUUCUUUUUUUCUUUAUUGUAGUACUUGAAGAGAUGAUUCAACUUCUUGGUUAUUAUUAUUAUUAUUAUUAUUAUUAUUAUUAUUAUUAUUAUUGAAAGAUCGUAUUCUAUUUCAUAGAAAGAGACUUUAAAAAAAUUAGUGGGGAGUCGCUUUUAAAUGCAGAAAGCUAGUCUCUGAAAGAUGAGCGAAGGAAACGGUAGAGGUGUUAUUUAUUCGAGUCAUCAGCAUAAUUUCGGUUUAUUUUCAUGUCACAUGUUUCGGGUCGGUUAAAAUCGGAUCUUGUGUCCAUAUAUAUUAAUUUUAUGAUGGGGUCCUUAUUAGUUUUUGCUCACAUGUCAAUAAUUGAACCUUAAUUAUAUAGAAAAUAAGUUUUAUAGUUAUUUGUAGGUUAUAGUUUAAUUUAAGGAUUAAUUGGGAAAUUAAUUAGUAUAUCUAUAAAUGGGAGUGUUACUUGCUAAACUAGCUUGUACAUUUUCAUGUUUGAGUUUGAAAAAUAACAUUGAUGAGAAACUACUUGUAAAUUGCAUUAUUGUGUAAUUGUGUUUUGGAUACAUGAAAUCAACUUCAACUCCUACUUUCAACUUCAACUGUAACUGAUGAUGAGUACGUACUAUGUGGGAAUUAAGAGUUACAUACUUCCUCCAUUUUAAAUACCAUUUGUUAUUUUAAGGUUAUUCAUACUAUUUAUAUUGCUUCUAA
Messenger RNA from Amaranthus tricolor (Joseph's coat), 1718 nucleotides. Its product is annotated as zinc-finger homeodomain protein 2-like. The record is from RefSeq and is a predicted model, not a curated record. NCBI's taxonomy places the organism in Eukaryota, Viridiplantae, Streptophyta, Magnoliopsida, Caryophyllales, Amaranthaceae. Gene Ontology annotation, biological process: regulation of developmental process; regulation of DNA-templated transcription. The transcript is spliced from 2 exons. Bases 128 to 943 code for a protein of 271 amino acids. Gene Ontology annotation, molecular function: DNA-binding transcription factor activity; transcription cis-regulatory region binding. Gene Ontology annotation, cellular component: nucleus.